AUUUUAGUUUUAGGGUUUGUUGGGCCAUGUUUUGGCCACACAUUCUAUGUGGGUAGCAAAGAUGGUUGGGUUCUUCACCCUCACGAGACCUACAAUCAUUGGGCUGAAAGGAAUCGCUUUCAAGUCAAUGACACACUUGUUUUCAAGUAUAAGAAAGGGUCUGAUUCCGUUUUGGUAGUAGACGAAGAGGCUUACCACAACUGCAACAAAACGAACCCCAAACAAACCCUAGAUGACGGUAACUCCGUAUUCAAAUUUACAAGAUCAGGUCCAUUCUUCUUCAUCAGUGGGCACGACGAUAAAUGCGAGAAUGGUGAGAAGCUGAUCAUCGUAGUCUUGGCAGUCAGAAACCGCAGAAACAUCGUGAACUGCGAUGCGGCUCCUCCCACACCACCACCAACAAAAACGCCGGCGGCGGUGGCGCCAUCAACAAUGGCACAAGGUACUGACAAACCUACGACCAAUGCCCCGGCUCCUUCGACUUCAGCCGUCGCAUCUGUCUUUGGAGGUUCGAUUGAAUUGAUUUUGGGUUUGGGUUUGGUUUUGAGCAUUGGUAUUUAG
This is a messenger RNA of Cynara cardunculus var. scolymus (artichoke), 561 nucleotides long. RefSeq names its product early nodulin-like protein 1. The record is from RefSeq and is a predicted model, not a curated record. Lineage: Eukaryota; Viridiplantae; Streptophyta; Magnoliopsida; Asterales; Asteraceae. The transcript is spliced from 3 exons. Gene Ontology annotation, molecular function: electron transfer activity. Gene Ontology annotation, cellular component: plasma membrane. The annotation marks the transcript as partial.